AUGGUGGCGUUGGGGCUGUGGCUCUUGGGCGCGGCCCUGGCGGGAACGGGCGGCGGCGGGGAAAGCCGGCCUCUCAUUGGGGUGUCCAACGGGGGUCCCUGGGGUGCCUGGGCCUGGCAGGAGAGCUGCCCCCGAGGGACCCUCGCCACGGGGUUCAGCCUCAAGGUGGAGCCCUACCAAGGGCGGACGAAAGACGACACGGCCCUGAACGGCAUCCGCCUGCAUUGCACGCCGGCCCGACCAGGCGGGAAGACGGAGGCCGAAACGGUGGAGUCCCAGAGUAACGUGUGGGGCCGGUGGACCGAGCCCCUCUGGUGCCCCUCCGGCAGCUACCUGACCGGCUUCUCCCUACGGGCGGAGCCUCUCCGGCGCGGCCUCCGGGACUACAUGGGCGCCACCAACCUCCGCUUCGCCUGCUCCGGCGGGGCCGUCCUGGAAGGGCCAGGCCUGGCGUGGGGAGAGUACGGAGCCUGGAGCCCCUCCUGCCUCAAGGGCCUGUGUGGCCUCCAGACCAAGCAGGAGCCCCUCCGGGGGGCCCUCCAGGACGACUCGGCCCUCAACGACGUCCGCUUCCUUUGCUGCGCCCAGUGA
Pseudonaja textilis is the source of this 591-nucleotide messenger RNA. RefSeq names its product vitelline membrane outer layer 1 homolog (gene VMO1). Lineage: Eukaryota; Metazoa; Chordata; Lepidosauria; Squamata; Elapidae. The record is from RefSeq and is a predicted model, not a curated record.